AUGUGUCCAUUACAUUUGUUAUAUAAAGUCCUGCAUCUCUUUAAUUUAAAUGAACAUGUUUGGAUUUUAUAAUCUACUAACCUAGAGCAGAAUUCACUGAAUUGGAAAUAGAGACUAAAGAUCAUCUUGUAUUUACGUAUUAACUUAUUUUAGAAUAUGUUUUAAGUAUUUACCACAGAAAUAUAGCCAAAGUGUCUUUUAUUAGCAUAUGUAUUUAGAAUUAUUAACAUCAAGCCCUAUAAUUAGGACUUGUAAUUAUAUGUUGGGGCUCUGUUAAAGUUACAAGUUCUUCAUGGAAGCUACAAUCUGAAUACUUAUAUAUAUUUGCGCAUAAAUUAUUAUUUUAGAUAAUCCUAGACGCAACCAGUUCCAUCAAUAAACUUAAUGAGACUAUUGUUAUAAGGUUUUUAAAUGGCUGAUGAGGUAAUUACUACUGAUAAUGAACCAACUUAUGGAAAUUCAGAUGUAAAUCAAGAUGACCUGAUUCUGCAACAGCAAAGGGACUUGGAAAAGGAGAUUUCCGAAAAAAUUGCUCUUGUUGGUCUGAAGGAGAAUCUUUCCACAUUAGAGUCAGAAUAUGAUUCCGAUGACAUUUACAGACAGAAAGUCCAGGACUUGUCCAGCAAGUACAAAAGUAUAAGAAGAACAAGACCAGAUGGUAACUGUUUCUUCCGAGGAUUUGCAUUUGCUUAUUUUGAACGAUUGUUAGAAAAUCAAGAAGAGUACAAAAGAUUUAGAGAUGUUGCUUUGCAUAGCAAAGAUUUCCUGAUAUCUUUAGGAUUUCCUCAAUUUACAUUAGAAGACUUCCAUGAUACGUUUAUGGAAGUAGUGGACCUGGUGGGCAAGGGUCCUGAUGCUCAAGAGGCACUCUAUGCUAAGUUCAAUGACCAGGGCUACUCGGACUAUGUGGUGGUGUAUCUCCGACUGUUGACCUCAGGACAACUGCAGAAGCAGGCGAACUUCUACAAGUACUUCAUAGAGGGUGACAGAACUGUCGCAGACUUCUGCAGUCAGGAGGUGGAGCCAAUGUUCAAGGAAAGUGACCACAUCCACAUCAUCGCUCUAAGUGCAGCCUUCAAUGUGGGAGUGAGGGUGAGGUACAUGGACCGAGGCACAACACCUGAGGUCAUCGCUCACGACUUCCCUGAGAACUGCACCCCUGCCAUCCAUCUUCUGUACCGGCCCGGUCACUACGAUAUCCUAUACCCUGGUUAACUGUGAUCGCUGGUAGCAUUUAACUUCUGAUCUCCAAGCCUUUGUGUCAGUUACAAACUGGUUCCAUCAUUAAUUUAAAGUAUUUUGUAUUGUUUGUAUAACAAUAAAAUAUUGUUAACCAA
Homalodisca vitripennis (glassy-winged sharpshooter) is the source of this 1337-nucleotide messenger RNA. Its product is annotated as ubiquitin thioesterase otubain-like. NCBI's taxonomy places the organism in Eukaryota, Metazoa, Arthropoda, Insecta, Hemiptera, Cicadellidae. Gene Ontology annotation, biological process: protein K48-linked deubiquitination. Gene Ontology annotation, cellular component: nucleus. Gene Ontology annotation, molecular function: ubiquitin binding; cysteine-type deubiquitinase activity. Bases 412 to 1215 code for a protein of 267 amino acids. The record is from RefSeq and is a predicted model, not a curated record. The transcript is spliced from 8 exons.